GGUCUUCCAGCUGUUGUUUCUCCUCACUAAGGAUGUUAUUGCACAUCUUGUGUAUGAUUUGGGCUUCAUCUGUCAUUUUUUUGCAAGGCAGGUCUGUGCUCUGUAAAGAGAUGAAGCUGCCCAGCAGAGCGGCCAAGCCUCCGUCUCCAUCUGACUUUCUGGACAAACUGAUGGGACGCACAUCUGGCUACGACGCCCGAAUCAGACCCAACUUCAAAGGUCCACCUGUCAACGUCACCUGCAACAUCUUCAUCAACAGCUUCGGAUCCAUCACUGAAACAACUAUGGACUACCGGCUCAAUGUGUUUCUGCGGCAGCAGUGGAAUGACCCUCGGCUGGCCUAUAAGGAGUACCCAGACGACUCUCUGGACCUGGACCCCUCCAUGCUGGACUCCAUCUGGAAACCGGACCUGUUCUUUGCAAAUGAAAAGGGGGCAAACUUUCACGAGGUCACGACAGACAACAAGCUGCUUCGCAUAUUCCAGAAUGGAAACGUCCUCUACAGCAUCAGGCUGACUCUGACACUUUCCUGUCCCAUGGAUCUGAAAAACUUCCCCAUGGACAGCCAGACGUGUACAAUGCAACUGGAAAGCUUUGGCUACACCAUGAACGAUCUGAUCUUUGAGUGGCUGGAUGUGGGAGCCCUGCAGGUGGCUGACGAUCUGACGCUCCCUCAGUUUGUGCUGAAGGAGGAGAAAGGCCUCGGCUACUGCACCAAACACUACAACACAGGGAAGUUCACCUGCAUUGAGGUGAAAUUCUACCUGGAGCGUCAGAUGGGCUACUACCUGAUCCAGAUGUACAUCCCCAGCCUGCUCACCGUCAUCCUGUCCUGGGUCUCCUUCUGGAUCAACAUGGACGCCGCUCCGGCCAGAGUGGGACUGGGCAUCACUACAGUGCUCACCAUGACAACACAGAGCUCUGGAUCCAGGGCCUCGCUGCCAAAGGUGUCCUACGUGAAAGCCAUAGACAUCUGGAUGGCGGUGUGUCUUCUCUUCGUGUUUGCCGCGCUCCUGGAGUAUGCGGCCGUUAAUUUUGUUUCACGCCAGCACAAGGAGUUCUUCAGAAUGAGGAGGAAGCUGAAGGAGCAACAGCGUCACAGAACUCAGGGAAGCGGUGACAGUAAAGUGAAAGGAAAAAACAUGUCAGGCAACAACGCUCCUCAUGGGACCGUGGCCCAGCAGUGCACUGCCUGUGCCAGGGAGGAGGAGCUGGCCCAGCAGGGUUUACUCUUCCAGAGUUUUGGCUUGGCGCUGACAGCAGGAGGUGCAGUGGAAAUGGAUGCAACACCGGUCUUUGCUGAUCUGCCUCCUGGUUUAGGUUUCUAUGACAUCCGCAGGCGCUUUGUGGAUCGAGCAAAAAGGAUCGACACCAUCUCCCGAGCUGUUUUCCCCAUGAGUUUCCUCAUGUUUAACGUCCUCUACUGGCUCACCUACAAAGUUCUACGACAUGAAGACCUUCUAGCCGCGCUGUGAGGAUCAUAAAGACACUGGAUACCUUUAAUUCUGCUCUCUUCACUGAAACAUUUACAGGCUGGGAGUCCUCAGCUGAGCCAGGCAAGAUGGCGACAUGUCCAGUGCCAUAGGGACAUUAAGAUGACAUGCAAGAGUCCAUUGGUUUCUUUUGAAUUUUUAAU
Molecule: messenger RNA, 1636 nt
Organism: Centropristis striata (black sea bass)
Lineage: Eukaryota; Metazoa; Chordata; Actinopteri; Perciformes; Serranidae
Product: glycine receptor subunit alpha-2-like
Exons: 10
Coding region: 33-1475 (480 amino acids)
Biological process (GO): nervous system process; chemical synaptic transmission; chloride transmembrane transport
Cellular component (GO): synapse; neuron projection; plasma membrane
Molecular function (GO): chloride channel activity; glycine binding; transmitter-gated monoatomic ion channel activity
Source: RefSeq, a predicted model, not a curated record